ACUUUCUUUCCAAGAAAAAGAACAAAAGAAAGAGAACCCUUUUGUCCAAUAAUCCAAAACGGCCAUAAAAUCAUAUAAUGCAGAGACCCUUGUCAAUUCCUUUUCUAUGAUUCCUUCAAUGGCGUCUUUCAAGAAUAUUUUCACUGCUGCUUUCAUGAACAUGUCAACAGCUCUCUCAUGCCCUUUAUCAAGAUCAAGAACUCACCUUUUAGCCACUUCUUUUCUCCUUCUCUCCAUUCUUUUCCUCUCCAAUUCAAUAACCAACCAUUCUCCAUCUUUCACUGCUUCUGCGCUCGCUUCUCGCCUUCUCUUCGCUGCAAAUUAUAUCUCUCCUUUCUCUUCAAUUCAAUCAUCCAAAACAUGUCUUGUCUCUGACUUGCGUGAUAACUGCACACUCUCUUCUGUUACUGCAAUGGAAAGAAGUAGAAGGAAUUCAAGAAAAGAAGAAACUGAUGAUGAUGUUCUUCUUUCAGGCCUUAGUUCUUGUGAUAUCUUUAAUGGGAGUUGGGUUAUUGAUGAUGACUUCGGUCCAAUUUACAAACCUGGGUCUUGCCCAUUUGUUGAUGAUUCUUUUAAUUGUUUCAAGAAUGGAAGGCCUGAUUUGAGUUAUCUUAGAUAUCGAUGGAAACCACAUGGGUGCCAAAUUCCAAGGUUUGAUGGGAGAAACUUUUUGGAGUUGUUGAAAGGGAAAAAAUUGGUGUUUGUUGGAGACUCUUUGAACAGAAAUAUGUGGGAAUCUUUGGUCUGUGCAUUGAGAGAGUCAUUGAAGAAUAAAAGUAGAAUCUUUGAAGUUUCUGGCAGGAAGGAGUUCAGGACUCGGGGUUUCUACUCUUUCAAAUUCAUAGAUUAUAACUGCUCAAUAGAUUUCGUGAAAUCACCAUUUCUUGUCCAAGAAGUGAAAGCAUCAGAAGAUACUGGAAACAGAAGAGAAACACUGAGGCUUGAUAUGAUUCAGGGCACUUUCUCCAAGUACCAUCAUGCUGAUAUAAUUAUCUUCAACACAGGUCAUUGGUGGACUCACCAAAAGACCAAUAGGGGCAAAGAUUACUUCCAAGAAGGCAGUCAUGUCUAUAACAGGCUAAAAGUGACAGAAGCAUACACAAAAGCUUUGUGGACUUGGGCACAUUGGGUUGAUGCUAAUAUCAACAGCAGUCAUACAAGGGUCUUUUUUCGCGGAUACUCAGCUUCCCACUUCAGGAAAGUGCCAUGGAAUGCGGUUGGUCGCUGUGAUGGUGAAAACCAGCCUGUAACAAAUGACACUGACCUUGCACCAUAUCCAUGGAUGAUGAGCAUCCUUGAAUCUGUUAUAUCAGAAAUGAAAACCCCUGUAUUUUAUCUCAACAUUACUAGAAUGACAGAUUACAGAAAAGAUGGACAUCCCUCUGUUUAUAGACAGUCUAAGAUCCGAAGAGACCAUGAGAUGAUUCAAGACUGCAGCCAUUGGUGUCUGCCUGGUGUUCCAGACUCCUGGAAUGAACUUCUCUAUGCCACUCUCCUAUUAUCACACCAUGAUUUGUUAACUAACCACUAGAAAAACUGCGUGCAUAUGCUUUGUAUACUGAAAUUGAUUACUUCUGUUGCUAGUUUUUGUACUUCAAUCCAUAGUUUAAGCUUUAAACUCAUUCUCCAUCAAAUUUACUGCUCAAAUUCUAACGUAUUUCUAGUUCC
Molecule: messenger RNA, 1668 nt
Organism: Ricinus communis (castor bean)
Lineage: Eukaryota; Viridiplantae; Streptophyta; Magnoliopsida; Malpighiales; Euphorbiaceae
Product: protein trichome birefringence-like 4
Exons: 5
Coding region: 107-1531 (474 amino acids)
Cellular component (GO): Golgi apparatus
Molecular function (GO): O-acetyltransferase activity
Source: RefSeq, a predicted model, not a curated record